Molecule: messenger RNA, 1037 nt
Organism: Carica papaya (papaya)
Lineage: Eukaryota; Viridiplantae; Streptophyta; Magnoliopsida; Brassicales; Caricaceae
Product: Late embryogenesis abundant protein (LEA) family protein
Source: RefSeq, a predicted model, not a curated record
ACGGAUUAGUGGUAGAUAUAGGCUUUACAGUGUAGUAGGCAUCCCGUUCCUUCUCGUCAACGGGAAAGACGAAAAUCCUCCCCGUGAUUUGCCUUCGUCAAUACUCCGCCAGAAAAUUCCAGAGAAAGAGAGAAGGACUAGGAAGGGAAUCGUACAGUUAUUAGGCACAUGGCUUGGCUGACACGAUUCUUGGCAGCGGUGGCUUUCUUAGCCAUCGGCGUGAUAUUCUCGCCGGAGACUUUCGGAUCAACGUCAGAGGGCCAGAAUUCAUCGAAACUAUCAGUCUACCUGAAGCUAGUUCAUCUCCUCAGCUUCUCCACGGCGUGGGGCGCCGCUCUCUGGGUCACCUUCAUUGGCGGAAUCAUCAUGUUCAAGAAUCUACCAAGGCAUCAGUUUGGAAACCUACAAAGCAAGAUGUUUCCUGCAUAUUUUUCUUUGGUGGGUGUGUGUUGCGCGCUGAGUGUGGCAGCCUUUGGUUAUUCGCAUCCAUGGAAAUCAUCUGCCACUGCAGAGAAGUAUCAAUUAGGGUUUCUACUCUCUGGUUUUGCUUUUAAUCUCACCAAUUUGUUUGUCUUUACGCCCAUGACCAUUGAGAUGAUGAAGAAGAGGCACAAAGUGGAGAGAGAGCAGAACAUUGGGGAUGAAAUCGGGUGGACAAAGAACAAAGAAGUUGCAAAGGUUAAUCCACAGCUUGCAGCCAUGAACAAGAAAUUUGGAAUGAUUCACGGGUUAUCAUCGCUUGCUAAUAUCAUGGCCUUUGGCAGUCUUGCUAUGCAUUCGUGGUACUUGGCUGGGAAGAUCAAUCUGUAAUUUGAUCUUCAUCUCCAUGGGAAGAGGAAGUUAUUUUAUAAAUGGAGAGAGAUUGAAAAUAGCUGCAGAAAGACUUUGUUAUCUUCCUCUUAGAUGAACUGUUUCAAGUAUUUCACCCUGAAAGCCAUGUAAGAUCAAACGUUAUGUCUGUGCAUCCUGUUAAUUGAAAAUAAGUGUUGGUCAAAUUUUCUAUUGAAUUAUCAUCUGCAUAGUAUUUGAGACGAGCA